Baudoinia panamericana UAMH 10762 is the source of this 1287-nucleotide messenger RNA. RefSeq lists its product as uncharacterized. Gene Ontology annotation, molecular function: microtubule binding; dynein light intermediate chain binding. The transcript has a single exon. The record is from RefSeq and is a predicted model, not a curated record. The annotation marks the transcript as partial. Gene Ontology annotation, biological process: cytoskeleton-dependent intracellular transport; cytoplasmic microtubule organization. Lineage: Eukaryota; Fungi; Ascomycota; Dothideomycetes; Mycosphaerellales; Teratosphaeriaceae. Gene Ontology annotation, cellular component: cytoplasm; centrosome.
AGCCUGCUCGAAUGGGUGCACUCGUUCAAUCAUAUCCACGAGAACAUCCGCUGGGCGGACUUGAGCGAUGGUAAGGAGUUAUGGACCAUCUUGCAAGACAUAGACGGCAACUACUUCCGUGGCAGCCUGCCUGAGCCGGAGGUCGGCCCUCAAGGUGACUGGUUGCGCAAGUGGCAGAACCUUAAGCAUGUUGAUCGCCAGAUCUCGACGUACUAUCGAGACGUGUGCAAUGGCCAAGACGGCAUAGCGCACGGCCACGUGCCGGACCUGAAAGCAGUUGCCGCAGAAAGUUCGGUGCGAGACCUGGAAAGGUUGAUCAUGAUCGUUAUCCGCGCCUCGAUGGCAGGCCCGGCUUCUAACCAGGCAAUGGCGCAGAGACUAAUGGGCUUGGGCAGAGAGAAGGCAAUGGUCAUAGCCCAGGCGUUACGGAACAUGGAGGAGCCUGCGUAUGCGGACUCGGAGCCUACAAGUCGGGACGCAUCGGAGUACCAAUCUGAACCAGAGUCUGUUGGACAGCACAAGGCGAACGGGACGAAAGAGGGUGGAGUCACGUAUGAAGACCCACUGCUCGAGCGAGAAGAGCAGCUACUGCAAGCGCAAAGUACGAUAGAGAAACUACAGGCGAGCCAUGUCGCCGCACAAAGGCAGUUGGAACAACUUCGACAGGACAGGGAACGACUCCAGGAAAGCUUUGACGCGUACAGAGCCGAGAUAGACUCAAAGGGCGGGAAGCACGGUGGAGAUGACGAGUUCAGGAAGCUGCAACGUCAAGCGGAGAGCGACCGUGCAUAUAUAGACGAACUUGAAGGUCACAUGCAGAGCUCAAGAAGCACAGUCGAAUCGUACGAACGGCAGAUUGAUCGUUUCAAGGCGGAGUACGAAGUCACCCAGAAGCUUCGUGAUGAUAUACAGAUGCUACAGGCCGACAAUGAAGAGCUUCACCAGAAGCUGCGAGCGAACGAGAAUCUGAAGAAGAAGAUUCAAAGCCUGCAGGAGCAGGAGAAAGCUAAUGUUGCGUUGCGCGAAGAAUUAAGAGCGGCCAACGACCGCUUGUCUGAGCUUGAACGCCUGAAGCAAGUCCAAGCGGGUCUGGAGAAAGAGAUUAUCGAGAAGAAAGGCCUGAUCAGAAACCAAGAGUACCAAAUCACCGAGCUGACUACUACACGAAAGCAUGCCGAGUACGACGCGAAAGUGCUGGCACAGAAGCUGGCGGCCGCUCGUGAACGGCAUGACCGUGACCAUGAAGCGCUCGAAGAACUUCGCCUCAAGAUGCAGGAGAUGAAGGCA